Messenger RNA from Histoplasma capsulatum G186AR, 453 nucleotides. RefSeq lists its product as uncharacterized. The record is from RefSeq and is a predicted model, not a curated record. NCBI's taxonomy places the organism in Eukaryota, Fungi, Ascomycota, Eurotiomycetes, Onygenales, Ajellomycetaceae. The transcript is spliced from 2 exons. The coding region runs from base 1 to 453 and encodes 150 amino acids.
AUGAACGCAGGACGCAGAACGCAACCAGAUUUACAGAGUCCUCGCAUUGAUAGAAUUAUCAACCCGGAAGUUUAUCCCACCAGGGAUGAGAGGGUCCACUUGGCAGCGGUUGGCGCCCGCCGAAAGCGACCGGUUUCAUCAGUUGUUCCCAACUCCCAAUCACAGGAUUCAACAGGAGAUGUCAUCCAGGGCCAAGGCGAGGGUUGUCUCGACGUGGUUGGCUGGUACCUGAACUGCAAUGCAACAAACGUGGACCCAGGGAACAUUCUUGAGGGGACGUGGAGUCUCCUUGUUCCUCGCUGCCAGCCGCGGGUCGCUCCGAUUAGGAUCGAUCCUGAUGCUCGACAAUCACACCUGAUCCGGUCGCAAAUCAUGGCAACGGCAGUGACACCAACCUUGGAACGAUCCUCCUUGGGGCCGCUGGAGACCCAUAACGGCUUGGGGAAACGUUGA